Dibothriocephalus latus is the source of this 642-nucleotide messenger RNA. Lineage: Eukaryota; Metazoa; Platyhelminthes; Cestoda; Diphyllobothriidea; Diphyllobothriidae. The record is from the annotation of a GenBank genome assembly.
AUGCCGGAAAAUUCCAGUGAGACAGAGGAUGAAUUCUUCGAUUGCGAUGCUGACUUUCGUAUGAAGUUAUUAGUGUUUAUUACUGAUUUAGCUUCAAGGUUCUAUGCGGUGGCUGUCCCUAAGAAUUCACCCCGUGCCGGCGUCUUUUCAUCGAUAUCAGAUGCAAAUAAAUAUUUGAAGGCCGUAAAGGGUUCUCGGCUAAAGGUAUUUUCCUCCUUUGAUGCGGCAAACAGCUUCGCCAUGUCAACUGUUGCGGAAAAUUUACACGAACCCACCACCGCGGUGUCCGGCGAAGCAUGCCCUUUCCCGACACUCAAGCAAGAAGAGCUCUUAAAGUUUCGUCGGCUGAUUGAAACUAGUCAACCUAGUGUUAUCCGAUCCUUGGUUUACGAAAACCCCCUUUGGCUUAUAACGAACUGUGAUACGCCCAGCAUUUUACAGGUCCGCUUCCGGUACAAUGCCUUUCAUGUUGCGGCCCUCAGCGGACGGGCAGACAUAAUUCAGGUGAUCUUAUCUAUUUUGGAAUCAGAUGAAUUUUGGAGCAAGCUGCGUCCGUCAGCAGAUACGUUAACUGUUGACGACCGUCGCAACCGAUUACUCGAUCUCUACUUCAAUAGUCCUGAAGUUGGGUCCUUGAAGUAG